AGUACAGUUGUAGUUCACAGUUCACAACAUUACAGUAAAAAUAGGAUAUUCGCUGCCUGCCGCUUAUGUGCUAAACGGCAAAAACCGGCAACUUGGCGACCGGAGAACGCGUCACUCGAUUCCCACCACAUCGACAACCGGGCCGGGACCCCGAAAAAUGGGUCUGAGCUGAGCGGUGCACCCUUCCUUUAUUUCCUGUGUUGUCGUCGGAUUUACAAGCGACGGCUGGCUGGCUGGCUGGGUGCUAACGCUAGCACGCUAGCUCUCCGAGAAGAGCAGACACGGCAACAACGGCUGUCCGCCCGCCACAGUCCUCGGGCUGGUUCUCUGCGCCGCCGCCGCCUCCGCCGCCGCAGCAGCAGCAGCUAUGUUCGUGCAGGAGGAGAAGAUAUUCGCCGGGAAAGUGUUGAAAAUACACAUCUGCACGAUGGACGGCACAGAGUGGCUUGAGGAGGUCACGGAAGACACCACUGUUGAAAAACUGAAGGAGAGGUGCUUGAAACAUCAUGUUCAUGGAACUCUAGAAGACCCCAAAACACUUACCCAUCAUAAACUUAUACACGCUGCUACAGAAAGAGUCCUCACCGACACCAAAACUAUCGCUGAUGAAAACCUUAAAGACAAAGAUGUUUUGCUGCUCAUAAAGAAAAGACCGCCUCCAACCCCUCCCAAGAUGGCAGAUGUUAGUUCAGAUGAAAAGAAGAAACAAGAUACCAAAGCUCCAGAUAAAGAUGCUAUCCUGAAGGCUACUGCCAGCCUGUCCACACGGCACACUGAGCGCACUGUUACACAGCACAACAUCAGAGAUUUUCAAACGGAGCUUAGAAAAAUCCUGGUUUCUCUUAUUGAAGUUGCACAGAAGCUUCUUGCCUUGAACCCCGAUGCUGUUGAACUCUUCAAAAAGGCCAACGCGAUGUUAGAUGAAGAUGAGGAGGAUCGUGUGGAUGAAUCGGCCCUCCAGCAACUCACUGAGAUGGGUUUCCCUGAGAGCAGAGCCAUCAAAGCGCUUAGACUCUGCCACAUGUCGGUGACCCAGGCUAUGGAGUGGCUGAUCGAACACGUAGAUGACCCCACUGUGGAUGCACCACUACCGGGACAGGACUCCUCCGGGGCAUCAGGGGCUGCGGCAGCGACGACAACGGGCCCCUCAGCUUCAGCCUCCACUUCAGCCAACAUUCUUUCCAACCUCUCAAGGCAAUCGAGCUCCGAUGAGAGCAGCCGGCAGGAUGAACUCACAGAGAUCUUCAAGAGAAUACGCAGGAAAAGGGAGUUCAGGCCAGACUCCAGGGCUGUGAUUGCAUUGAUGGAGAUGGGCUUUGAUGAAAAGGAAGUGAUUGAUGCUCUCAGAGUGAAUAAUAACCAACAAGAUGCAGCGUGUGAGUGGCUGCUGGGAGACAGGAAACCAUCUCCAGAGGAUCUAGAUAAAGGCAUCGACACCAACAGCCCUCUGUUUCAAGCAAUUCUGGAAAACCCAGUGGUCCAGUUGGGUUUAACGAAUCCCAAGACUCUGCUAGCGUUUGAAGACAUGCUGGAGAAUCCUCUGAACAGCACCCAGUGGAUGAACGACCCCGAGACCGGCCCGGUCAUGCUCCAAAUAUCCAGAAUCUUCCAGACCCUCAAUCGCACAUAGAGCCUCCUGAUUACCCUCGUGUGAUUGUGGCAGCUUGUGUGUAUGUAUGAUCAUACCAGGAAAUGUGUGUAUGGAUGUGACACAAAUAGAGUUUACUGGGCUUUGUUUUGUUUCUUUUUUUUCUGCCUUGUAAAGAAAAACCCAGAGGAGUUAAAGGUUUGAAUUAAAAUGUUACACUAUUUAUAACAAUACAGUAAAACGCCUGUACAAAACAAAGGUUAUUAUUAUUAUUAUUACAGUGAUAAUAUAAAUUGAGAUUUAAUAUGUUGUUUUUACAUAUUAAUAAGAACAAUUUACAGAUAUGACAGACAUGAUUUAUUUUAUAUCAUUUCUCCAUGUAAAGAAAUGACAUCAGGCAUCAAUUUAAUGUUUACACUUUAAAGAACAGUUUUUGUAUGAUUUGCAAUAUUUAAAUAUAACAGUCUUCUCUGUUUCUUUAAAAUGUUACAUUUCAUUAUUAAUGAAUGUGUGGAGGAGUUCUGGUCCCGAUGAUGUUUGGGUUUCUACUUCUAAUGUCAUCAGAAGAACAGGUUGUUAUUCGAGUCGAGUGUUCCUGAAGCUCUUUGAAAACGAGCUUUCAGAUGCGGUUCUGCUCAGACGCUUACACAAUCAUCACUGGCAUGAAUGUCAGAAAAAUCUUGUGCUUUUCAUAAUUUUUCCUCAAUGCUUUUUAACAUAAAAAUGCAGUUAUUUAAAAAACUAUUUGAAUUAUUUGUGGAUUUUCUCUCGUCUAAAGAAGAUCCAAAUCAAAAUACAUUUUUGUGUAUUCAACACAUGUUUCCUGCAGCUAUAAAAGAAGCUUCUGGUGUAAGUCUGGGGAUUUUUAACCAUGUUUUUGUCAUAACUGGUUGAUUUUUUUUUAUGUGUUCCAACUAUCUAACUGCUGAAUUUAGAGUAAUUUAGUUAGACAGUCCCACAGCAUAAUGCGGCCACCACCAUUUUUGACAGUUGUUAGUGUGAUUUGGUUUGAAUUCCUUUAAACCUUUUUUUGUGGUCUUUGUAUUUCUUCACAGUGUUAAAUCAGGAGACAAUAUGCAGGCAGCUACAAAUGUGUUGAGCUUGGAGCAGGGAUUUCUUUCUUACUCCACACCAAGACUUCAUUCGCUGAAGUCCGUAAACUGGUUCUUCAGCUGUUUCUGGUGGCUGUUUAGCUCCUGAUAAAGGAAUCUUAAUGGAUUCCUUUAUUUUAAUGGCAAUCAUUCAGGUCACAUGGAUGAAACUUGGACACAGUUGGGUUUCCUAACAGGAUAAUGAUCCCAAACAUUCUAAAAAAGGUUUUAAGAAUAUAUUUAGCUGGCUAAAAUGAAGAUUAUUUCUAAAACCCAGCCCUCAACUAUGAAUACAAUAUUUAUAGUUUCCUCGGUUUGCUUAAAAGCCAGAAAACAAACUAAUUUUUAAAGAUUCAGAAGCUUGUUAGUGAUGACAAAAUAUUUACUGUUAGUUGAGAUUUGUUUAUAUAUUUCAAACUGUUUAGAUUACAUAAAAUAAACAAAAAAUCAAAACUUUUCCACAGUUGUUGGUUUUAUCUUCAUUCUUCUGUGGAAAAGGAAUGACAAUAUUUAAAAGUCCAAUAUUAUUAAUGACAUUCAGGCCAGUGAUGAGAGCAUGUAAACUUCUGACCGGUACUGUGUUAUACAUUACCUCUCCUUUGACACCCGUAAAUCACUGUAAGUCGUAUACCUCUCACUUAAUAAGAGGAAAACUUCUGUCGUCUGCGAACAUAAAAAAUUUUUUUGCCUUUUCAGAGAGACCUUGUACUCUAAUUUGUGUCGGUCCUGAUUUUCCAACAGUAUGUUACAGUAGGCCUGUGUGUUUGUUGUCAAUGUGGACUUGAAUGUCACUAUAUCUGCGCUUCUUUAGCACUUGUUCACCUUUUGGAACACUGCUCACUGCGGCACAGACGAAGUCAAAUCAUGGAUUGUCUGGAGUCGGACAGUGCAUGAAGCUGAGCCUGAUCAAAAUGUGGGGUUGGGGUUUGCCUUUUAAACCUUUAAUUUGAAUCUUUGAAUGACAAUGCAUUUGAAUCACGCUGCUGGGACACAAGCGUCUUUAUAAACACAGUUUUGGUCUCCAGUUUUCUUCAGAGAGCAAUGAACACUUCAUGCUAUUAACCAAACCAAAAUGUUCCUGUAUUUCAUGCCUUCUACCCAGUGAAGAGGGGAGAAAAUCAGUUUUUCUGUGCAAUAGUAAAGACUUAAAGAUAUGUAUCUGAUAUGAGUAUUAGUGAAACUGAAAGGGUUAGAGUGUUUUACAAUAUUAGCAUUUGCAUUGAGUACUCAAAACCUCCAGCUAAAAGUUGGAGCUCUUUGCCUCUUGUAGUUUUACUAAAAAAACAAUAUGGAGGGCGGAAUUGGUUGUUUUAUUUUUAUUUUUUUUGCCAAGCUUUUGCGUGUUUUUAUUCUAUAUUUAAAAUGUAGUACUGAUAUGACUUUCUGCUCAGGGAGGCUUAGAUUGUUGUCAUGGCAAACCCCUGCUCAACCGAUGUUAGUUUGGCUUUAGCAAGUCUCUUCAGAACGCAACAUCAAGACAUGCAAUAUUUAACAAAAAAAGAAAAAAAAGAAGAUAUUUAAAUGUUUUUGGAGAGAAGUGUCUGUUUGAACUGUGUUUUAUUACAUUAUUUAUAUCAAAGCCAAACUCGUAACUUGGUCUUAUUUCUAACAGUUUUAGCAAACCUCAAAGCUGCACUUCAAAUGUGAAAAGAGAAAUGCUUCAAAGGUUGUUUUACGUCGUUUUAAAGAUGUUCCUAUUAUGAAAAUUGUUGGUCAAGGUGUGGUUUGGUGUUUGAACAGGGUGGGUUGAUGUGUAGAGCUGCUGAGAACUAUACAUAUAGAGAUAUUGCGCUUAAAGAAAACAUUAAACCAAAAAAAGAGAGAACAUUUCCAAACAUUCAUCUGGAAUUUAAAUUAACCAAGCAAAUCGUCUUUGUGUUUAUCAGCUAUUUCUGCUCUGCUAUGUCAUGCAAGAUUGUCCCACAUCAACAACCUAUGCAAUCUAUUCAGUGUCUGUUCAUUCAAACAGCCACAAGGCUACUGACAUCUAAAUCACUCUCACAUUAAAGUUAAUUUGUUCUGUG
Molecule: messenger RNA, 4703 nt
Organism: Gambusia affinis (western mosquitofish)
Lineage: Eukaryota; Metazoa; Chordata; Actinopteri; Cyprinodontiformes; Poeciliidae
Gene: ubac1
Product: UBA domain containing 1
Exons: 10
Coding region: 368-1630 (420 amino acids)
Molecular function (GO): protein binding
Source: RefSeq, a predicted model, not a curated record